AACUUUGAGACAGCCACGAGCAUCACGCAUAGAGAUGCAACAGACUGGAAAUUAAACAGCAAGUCAUACGUCUCUUCACACACCGAAAAUCAUAGAUGAUCACCAUCUAUCCUGUAAAUCUAGCCGAAAAAAGGGGAAAAGACGAUCAACGAUGUCCUCACUGACUAGAGUACUCUUCAUUUUGUCAUCGUUAAUGUUCACAGUCUACGCUGCCACGGAGACUCUUUGUGGUGCAGAACUGGUGGAUGCUCUGCAGUUCGUGUGUGGAGAGAAAGGUUUUUAUAUCAGCAGGCCAAACAGAACACACGGCCGCCGUUCUCGCACUGGAAUUGUUGAACAAUGCUGCUUUCAGAGCUGUAGCCUGAGUCUGCUGCAGCAGUACUGUGCCAGACCUGUGAAGUACGAGCGAGAUCUUUCCUCCACCUUACUGCAGGUCUUUCCAGUGUCACAGUCUCUUCACAAGGAUGCCUCAAGAACGCCUCUGAGUGUGAAAUAUUCCAAAUAUGAAGUGUGGCAAAGAAAGGCUGCCCAAAGGUUAAGGAGGGGGGUCCCUUCCAUCCUGCUUGCCAGAAAUUUUAGGAGGCAGGUGGAGAAAAUCAAAGAUGAGGAGCAAACUAAUUUCCACCGGCCCCUCAUUACCCUCCCCGACAGAUAUCCUGAAAUCCUUCCAAACAUCUAGAUCAACACUUCCAACAAGUGAUGCCCAGCCUUCCAAUGUGGCAACAAACAAUGGAUUAUAGCCAGUUCAUGGUCAGCAGAGGCACUUUUUUCGUGAAUCAUGCCACUCAUCAUCAAACCAGAGAGAGAUGAAUUCAGUCUUGGUGAAUAUCACCAGGAUGCCCAGACUGAUACUUUGGAUGUUGCUAGAAUGCCAUUGUCAAAAGCCUGCAAUCUGCAAAAGCAAUUAUGGUUCUGUCUUGCUUGCACCCUAUUUCGAAUGUCAUAUUUUAAGGAAUGAAUUUAUCGAGAUUAGAGUCCUUUACCCGCACCUUUAAAGUGCCACCUCCAUGGCAUAAAAACAGAAGAAAAGUACGAAGAAAAGAAUGUUGGCUGGCUAUGCAAAGCCAAGGACUGACGUUAACAGCACUAUUUUUUUGAUGAACUGCUCAAAAUGAUAACAUUAUGGUGCUAACUUUGCAAAUGGACUCAAAAAGAGUUUGUUGAAGAGUUUUUCCAUUUUAGGAAAAAAAAAACAAAGACUGUAUUCAAAAGACAAUUCAAAAACACUGGUUGUUUGGUAAUGAUCCCAACCAGAAAAUUUUUUUUUUCCAGGCUUGGCUGUUCAAGAUCCAUCUUCUGUGCCCUGGAAAAUUAAGUGAAGCCAUUGCUAUCAAAUGAGAUGGCAUUGCAAUUGAAGGCAGAAAACAUCACAAAAUAUUGAAGCUAAGAAUCCAUAACCAAGUCAUCUUUGACUUUGGGCAAGAGCAGUCUUGCACGUUUUAAGGUGUCACAUACUUGUACCAUAACAUUCCUGUUUGCAAUUUGAGUCUCUGCCAUUUUAUCUUUGCAAUUUGUCUUUACUGCUAUUUAGACAGUAUUUUACACAUAUACAAAAGAAUGAAAUAAUCGUUUUAAAGGGAAAAAUCUGCAAUAACUUUUUACAUGUUGUCAACAUACAAUUGUAGUAUUCCAGUGCUUUUGCUUGAAAAUAAAUACUUGAAUAUGUAUGAAUAGUCUUAUGAGAUGUUGCCAUUGACCCUAUUAUGACCAGUCUUGCGAAUUGAGCCACCAAACAUUUUCUACAAGUAAUGGCACUGUAUCAAGGCAUUAUUUAUUUUGAUAUGAAACCCAUAAAAAUCAGUCCCAAUGAGAGAUUACAUGCACAAAUGUCAGAUUUUUGUAUAUGAUCUUUUUUAGUUGUUCUGCUUAUGUAUGUAGAUGCUAUGUACCAAAAAUUCCAUGCCUCCUUUUUUAAGUAAAGUCAGUGGAAGCUUC
Molecule: messenger RNA, 1935 nt
Organism: Myxocyprinus asiaticus (Chinese sucker)
Lineage: Eukaryota; Metazoa; Chordata; Actinopteri; Cypriniformes; Catostomidae
Product: insulin-like growth factor II
Exons: 4
Coding region: 152-679 (175 amino acids)
Cellular component (GO): extracellular region
Molecular function (GO): growth factor activity; hormone activity
Source: RefSeq, a predicted model, not a curated record